This is a messenger RNA of Panicum hallii, 1754 nucleotides long. Its product is annotated as probable carboxylesterase 8. The record is from RefSeq and is a predicted model, not a curated record. NCBI's taxonomy places the organism in Eukaryota, Viridiplantae, Streptophyta, Magnoliopsida, Poales, Poaceae. The coding region runs from base 259 to 1245 and encodes 328 amino acids. The transcript has a single exon. Gene Ontology annotation, molecular function: hydrolase activity.
CCCGGGGCGAAUGGCGAUCCAGCCGAUCCCGUCGCCCUGUCCCAUGGCGCGUCUGAACCCAACCAGGUCGCGCGCGGCCGUCGCUCUCGGAGUCUCAGGCCAAGGAGGUCAGGCUCAGGCGGGCCGCGCGGUAUAUAAACGCCGCGCUCUAGCUCAGCUGUGCACUCGGCGACUACUCGAGUAGCUCAGCAGUCCCAGGUUGCUGUGCGAGUAAACUCCCCGCCGAGCUUGAGCUGCGCAGAGCAGAGGUGGGGAGCGAUGGACCCGUACAAGUACCUCAAGAUCCGGUUCAACCCCGACGGCUCGCUGUACCGGUACGGGGAGGCGCCGCUCCUCCCGGCGGCGCCGGCGGGGGAGCCCGUGGCGGUCGCGGCGGAGGGGCGCGAGGACGGCGAGCAGGGGCCGCGCCGCAUUGUGGUCCACUCCAACGACGUCCCGCUCAGCGAGGCCGCCGGCACGGGCCUCCGCCUCUUCGUGCCGUCCGGCGGACACGCCCGGCUGCCGCUGGUCCUCUACUUCCACGGCGGCGGGUACGUCCUCUUCCGCGCGGCCUCCGAGCCGUUCCACAACACCUGCACGGCGCUCGCCGCCGCAGCCCCGGCGGUCGUCGCGUCCGUCGACUACCGCCUGGCGCCCGAGCACCGCCUCCCAGCCGCGUUCGAGGACGCCGCCGACGCGGUGCUGUGGGCGCGCCCGCACGCGGCCGCCGGCCGGCCGGUGUUCGUGAUGGGCAGCCACAACGGGGCCAGCAUCGCGUUCCGCGCGGCGCUGGCGGCGGCGGACGCCGGCGUGGAGCUGCGCGGGGUGAUCCUGAACCAGCCGCACCUCGGCGGCGCGGCGCGGACGCCCGCGGAGGCGGCCUCGGUGGACGACCGCGUGCUGCCGCUUCCGGCCAACGACCUGCUCUGGGAGCUCGCGCUGCCCGUGGGCGCCGACCGGGACCACGAGUACUGCAACCCGGAGCCCAUGCUCGCCCGCGUCGGCGCGGCGCGACUGCGGAGGCUCCCGCCCUGCCUGGUGCUCGGCCGGCGCAAGGACCCGCCGCGGGACCGGACGAGGACGCUGGCCAACGCGCUGCAGAAGGCCGGCGUCGCCGUGGAAGCGAGGCUCGACGGCGCCGGGUACCACGCCAUGGAGCUGUUCAAGCCCAACUGCGCCGCGGAGUUCACCGCGCAGGUGGCCGACUUCGUCCGCCGCCACUCCGCCGCCGGCGCCGGCGACGUGGUUGGUGCAAGCAAGCUGUGACAGACGGCGGUCAAACCGAUCGCCCGGGCGGCCGCGGUGGAGGUUGCUGUACGGCGCUUUUGGUGCAAGUUGCAGCGAUGUUUACGGGCAUUUCUCAAUCAUAUCACCAUCGUCAUGCUACAAUGCGGAGCGGCGACUUGCUCGAGCUCGCCGACGACGUCCAACGGAGAGGUAGACCCGGUGCAGUGCGGAGGUCGGUAUCUCUCCGCUUCGAUUCCGGAUAGGGCCGCGACUUGGCUGCCUUUUCUUUCUUGUUUUUUCUUCCAGCGAGUCGAUCUCGACGAGAAUUCGUGGUCCGAGCCACCGGAAGUACACGGAGAGGAGGCUCUAGAUCUGUUGCUGCCCUGUAGUUCACGCCAGAUGAUUCUACGUAGUAUAUUGUUUGUUUAGCUGAUAGAGAUUGGUUUGCACUUCUGAAUAACUGAAAUCGCUUUAAGUCGAGUCAAAAUUCAUAUAUAUUACUCUUAUUUUAGCAAAUCUAAGUAUAUAAUUUUUUCUAUAUAUCUAAA